AUGGAAUUUGGCUCAAAGUUUGAUUACUACUGGAAGCAGGAUGGUCACAUUCGUCACGCUGUGAGCGCCAUUCAGGAUAUCAGCGAUCCUAUGGUUUUUCGUCUUGGCAGGAUGAGAAAUAUUGACGAUAUCGUCGUGAUACUACGCGCCCCAAGACGAGGUUACUUUGUCGGGGCGUUUAUGAUGAUGUUUGCCAAGAUGGAUGAUGUCUACGCCUUCAUCUACAUUAGGUCAAGGUUUCCCAAAAACAAGGGGUGGCCCUCAGACGCCAAAAUGGCCAUUCGUUUUACCACCGAAGGUGUACGAUCCAGCCAAUCAACAAGAGAAGCAAAGAACUUCUGGGAGUGCCGAGCAACGAAGAUACUCGAGGAUCCAUUAAGGAAGCAUAUAACAGACCGGGCACAGAUGCCCUAUUUCUCUGAGUACUUCUUUAUCUCUUGGGCUAAAUUGCCAAGCGUGCCCACCAUUCUACACGAUAAGGCGGUACAGAGUCAUGGGCAUCGAGGCUAUCAAUUGCCCGCUCGCAAUGCCAUGUCUGGCCGUGCGCGAAAGGAAUUUGAGGAGACGCUUCUCAACUUACAGAGGAAUAUCGCCGCGUAUGCGGCCAGGAUGCUAGUUGAAAAACACAAAGACAUAUGGGACCCACCAUUGUCUGAUAAUCUGGAGCCUCCAGAUCAAUUGGCCUGGGAACAUAUCAACUACCACAGAAGGAGUUUCAAGGCCAGGUAUCAAUUUCUACUGGACAACCUGGUUGGCCCUGUCGGAGGCUGUAUGGAUAUGUUGCGAUUGCAUCGUUUCAAGACGAUGUUUUCCUCACCACGGGAUUACUUUAACCGCCAUGAAAGGAUUGCUGGAAGAGACAAUGGUGGACUUGCUGGAGCUUCUAGCAAGAUCAAUCAGCGUCUGAGAGCACUAUCUGAUCCUUAUGUGACAGAGGAAGUCCUCCCUCUACGACAAACAUGCUCGCAUUUUCGUGCGGUUCCCUUGGCCACUGCUUCUUCAGAAAUCCCCCUGAGUCUCGUUCUUCCUCCCUCUGGUUGGAGCACUAUCCCAAUGGUAUCCGGUACCACUGGAGCGGCAGGAAUCUCGUCGAAUGGAACUUUCGAUGGGAAGCAAAGAAGCAUCAGAUACGCAGGGGAAGAUACAGAGAGGACCGCGUGGCGCGUUUGA
This is a messenger RNA of Fusarium tjaetaba, 1170 nucleotides long. RefSeq lists its product as uncharacterized. Lineage: Eukaryota; Fungi; Ascomycota; Sordariomycetes; Hypocreales; Nectriaceae. The record is from RefSeq and is a predicted model, not a curated record. The transcript has a single exon. The coding region runs from base 1 to 1170 and encodes 389 amino acids.